Molecule: messenger RNA, 2672 nt
Organism: Telopea speciosissima
Lineage: Eukaryota; Viridiplantae; Streptophyta; Magnoliopsida; Proteales; Proteaceae
Product: transketolase, chloroplastic
Exons: 7
Coding region: 128-2356 (742 amino acids)
Biological process (GO): pentose-phosphate shunt
Cellular component (GO): cytosol
Molecular function (GO): transketolase activity
Source: RefSeq, a predicted model, not a curated record
AGACUUCUCCAGUCACUCGUCUCUCCAUAUUUUUCAAUUCCCUUGUAAUUUCUUUUCUUUCUUCUCAUCUUCUCUGCAUCAGGAGUGGUUUUAACUCGAGCCCCCUGUUUCUAUAGCGGAAGAAACUAUGGCGACCUCCUCUUCCCUCACCGUCUCCCAAGCUCUUGUGGGUCGUACCACCAUUUCCCACUCUGGCUCCACCUCUCAUUCUGACUGUCUUGCCCUCCCUGGCUUCAGACUCAGCACUCUCUCUGGAAGAGGCAUCAAAUCCCAGUCUCUUCGCAUCGCUGGUUCCCUCAAGCGCGUGAGCUCUCGUUCUUCCAUCCGUGCGGCCGCUGUGGAGACCCUGAACAAGACAGAGACGAGUUUAGUAGAGAAAUCGAUCAAUACGAUUAGGUUCCUCGCGAUCGAUGCCGUCGAGAAGGCCAAUUCUGGGCACCCCGGUUUGCCGAUGGGCUGCGCUCCCAUGGGUCAUAUUUUGUACGAUGAGUUGAUGAAAUACAACCCUAAAAAUCCCAAAUGGUUCAACCGUGACCGCUUCGUGCUCUCUGCUGGACAUGGUUGCAUGUUACAGUAUGCUCUGCUUCAUCUUGCUGGAUUCGACAGUGUAAAGGAAGAAGACUUGAAGGCUUUCCGUCAGUGGGGAAGCAAAACUCCUGGUCACCCUGAAAACUUUGAGACACUUGGUGUUGAAGUAACUACAGGUCCUCUUGGUCAGGGUAUCGCCAAUGCCGUUGGGCUGGCACUUGCAGAGAAGCACUUGGCUGCUCGUUAUAACAAACCUGACUCCGAGAUUGUUGACCAUUACACAUAUUGUAUAUUGGGAGAUGGUUGUCAAAUGGAAGGUAUCUCAAAUGAAGCUUGCUCCCUUGCUGGGCACUGGGGACUUGGUAAGUUGAUUGCUUUCUAUGAUGACAACCACAUCUCCAUUGACGGAGACACAGAGAUUGCAUUUACCGAGUCCGUCGACAUCCGUUUUGAGGGUCUUGGUUGGCAUGUGAUUUGGGUAAAGAAUGGUAACACUGGAUAUGACGAGAUUCGUGAGGCCAUUAAGGAAGCAAAGGCUGUCAAAGACAAACCCACCCUGAUCAAGGUCACUACUACCAUUGGUUAUGGGUCCCCGAACAAGGCAAACUCAUAUAGUGUACACGGGAGUGCUUUGGGUGCGAAAGAAGUGGAUGCAACAAGGCAGAACCUUGGAUGGCCGCAUGAGCCUUUCCAUGUUCCUGAGGAAGUGAAGAAGCACUGGAGCCGCCACAUUCCUGAAGGUGCUGCUCUUGAAUCUGAAUGGAAUGCCAAGUUUGCAGAGUAUGAGAAGAAGUAUAAGGAGGAAGCUGCGGAAUUGAAGUCCAUUAUCAAUGGUGAACUGCCUGCUGGUUGGGAGAAGGCUCUUCCGACUUACACUACAGAGAGCCCUGCAGACGCCACCAGAAAUCUCUCUCAACAGUGCCUCAAUGCACUUGCAAAAGUUCUCCCUGGUUUACUUGGUGGUAGUGCAGAUCUUGCAUCCUCCAAUAUGACCUUACUGAAGAUGUUUGGGGACUUUCAAAAGAACACCCCAGAGGAGAGGAAUGUCCGUUUUGGUGUUAGGGAGCAUGGUAUGGGUGCCAUCUGCAAUGGCAUUGGCCUGCACAGCCCUGGUCUUUUCCCCUAUUGUGCCACCUUCUUUGUGUUUACUGACUACAUGAGGGCUGCAAUUAGGAUCUCUGCUUUGAGUGAGACUGGAGUCAUUUAUGUGAUGACCCAUGAUUCAAUUGGUCUUGGAGAGGAUGGGCCAACCCAUCAGCCAAUUGAGCAUUUGGCUAGCUUCAGGGCCAUGCCUAACAUCCUGAUGCUCCGCCCUGCGGAUGGGAAUGAGACUGCUGGUGCAUACAAGGUUGCAGUUCUCAACAGGAAGAGACCAUCAAUCCUUGCCCUGUCUCGUCAAAAGCUUCCCCAUCUUUCUGGAACAUCCGUUGAAGGAGUUGAGAAGGGAGGGUACACUAUAUCAGAUAAUUCUUCAGGAAACAAGCCAGAUGUUAUCUUGAUUGGUACUGGUUCUGAAUUGGCGAUUGCUGCAAAGGCUGCCGAUGAGCUCCGGAAGGAAGGGAAAGCAGUCCGGGUUGUCUCUUUUGUAAGCUGGGAGUUGUUUGAUGACCAGUCAGACGAAUACAAGGAGAGUGUCCUUCCAUCUGCUGUUACGGCCAGGGUAAGUAUCGAGGCAGGAUCAACAUUCGGAUGGGGGAAGAUUGUGGGUACCAAGGGGAAGGCAAUUGGAAUUGACAAGUUUGGGGCAAGUGCACCUGCAGGAAAAAUAUACAAGGAAUACGGUAUUACAGCUGAGGCUGUCAUUGCAGCAGCCAAAGCAAUUUGCUAGAGGCCUUAUUAGUUUCAUUUCACUACCUUAUUUUAUUUGGCAUUUGGGUUUUGGUUCCAGCAUUCCAAGUUUGAAGAUACAGUGAAGAAGCCCGAGUCUGGAGAGCUUGUGAGUCAGUAAAUGGCCUAAUGUAAUAAAAUAAGAAGAGAAUCUUUAAAUUUUUUUUUUUUUUUUUCCAUAUUUCCUGUUAUGUUCAUCAAUGGAGCCCAGUUAAAAGCCUCCAACUUCGAAUCAGGAGCAAGAGUACUCAAGGGAUGAUCAAUGUUGAUGAAAAUCUGUAAGAACAAUGGAUGAUUUAUUUUUCAUUUUUGUAAUA